UUUGCGUCAUGGAGGCAAAAGCUCUCGGCGUCCAUCUUUCCAACCUCGCCAGCUGCUUCUUUCCGAGCGACCGCUUCUCCCCAGCCCUUCGCAACCCCUGAGGAAGAGAGGCCGAGUCUGGCGUGGGCGAGCAGCCGCCCAGGCCGGCCCAAGAGGCGGGCGCGUCGGAGGCGGGCAGGCCGAGCUCUCCUUCCCCCGCCUCAGGCCCAGCCAUGGCCUCCUCCGCUGGAGACCGGCGCGUGGCCGUAUGGCUGAAAGCCGACGACCUGCGCUGCUCCGUCUGCCUGGAGCUGCUGGCCAGCCCGGCCACGCUGUCCUGCGGCCACAGCUUCUGCCUGGGCUGCCUGCGGAGGUGGGCCGAGGCGCGGGAAGGCCGCGAGCGCAGCUGCCCCAACUGCCAGCGCCCCUUCCGAAAGCAGCUGCCCGACCGCAACGUCUUGCUGGAGCUGGUGCUGGAGCCGUUGAGGCGCGCGGCCGGCCAGGGCCAGCCUCUCCCGGUAGGUCGGUCACCCGCCGGGCGCUUCUCCCAGCAGCCGGCCCAGCGGCAGACACAGAUGCGGGAUGAGGUGAAAAUAAGUGAAAUCUCUGCACAAGUUGACAUGGUGGUGGAGGCAGUCACCAGGAUGAGAAAGAACAGGACUGAAAUGAAGGACUAUGUAUCUCGGAUCAGAACCUCAAUUACAGAAGACUUUGCUGUCAUGAAGAAGUACAUUAAUGACCAGGAGCAAAUGGUGCUAGAAGUUCUUGACCAGGAAUGUAGAGUUGCCGAACAAAAAAUCGAUGAGGUGGUUCAGCAGCUGACAGCAAGACUCGAUCACCUUUUAGAGUUGCAAACCAACUCUGAAGAACUGAUGAAGAAUGUCCUGUCAGAACAAACCAUUUCUGUGGGUUCUUCUCCUGCAAUUGAGAAAGUUGAGCUGGAUGAUCAGAAGAUCGACAGUGUUGCCCGUGCCGUAAAAAAACUCACAAGGCUAUUGGAAAUGCCAGUGUUGGAGAACUGUCCCAGGCAGAUGCUACAAGCUACAGAGCCUUCUUUGGAAGCCAGUGGCACCAGUGAAAUCCUGAUGGAGCUGAAAGAAUGCACAAUUGCCACAUCUAGCAAUUCUACCCACCAUCAAGAUACAUAUCAGGACACUCGUGGCUGUCCCUCAUCAAUGGAUUCCAAUGGAGACAGUUCAAUGCCAGUGAUUUCAAGUCAGUUUUCUCCAUGGGCAUCCGAUGUGACAUUUGAUCACGAGAGAAUCCACGACUACCUGGAACUCACAAAAGAUAAAAGGAGAGUGACUGUGUCCAAAUAUUCUUGUGAAUAUAAACACUCCACAAAGAGAUUCCGCAACAGUCAGGUGAUGGGUUCUCCAGGUUUCUCUGAAGGGUGCCAUUACUGGGAAGUGAACACUAGAGGCAGUAUCGGGUGGGCCAUUGGUGUGGCUGUUGGAGAAAUGGGCAAUUGUGAUCAACUCGGGAGAACUGAGCUGUCUUGGUGUGUAGAAUGGACAGAUGGAAAACUCUCUGCAUGGCACGAGGGACAAGAAACUGGAAUUAGUGAAGAGAGACCUCUGAGGGUUGGCACCUUUCUCAACAUUCCUCAAAACUGCGUAUCGUUUUAUUCUUGCACUGAUAAGGAAACUUUCUUACAUAGGUUUGAAAUAAAAAAAGACAGUCUUGUUUACCCAGCUUUUUGGAUCUAUGGUGUAGAUCCGGGUAAUUUUUUAACUAUAGGCAAUAUUACAAUGAGCUAGGGCAGUGAUGAUGAACCUAUGGCACAGGUGCCAGCAUGGACGUAGGUAAGGGAGGGGUUCUCGGGUUUGAACCCCCCCAUUCAUGUCCGAACCCUCCGUUUGUGGGUUUUUAAAACA
Messenger RNA from Sphaerodactylus townsendi, 1856 nucleotides. RefSeq names its product ring finger protein 135 (gene RNF135). Gene Ontology annotation, biological process: regulation of innate immune response. NCBI's taxonomy places the organism in Eukaryota, Metazoa, Chordata, Lepidosauria, Squamata, Sphaerodactylidae. Gene Ontology annotation, cellular component: cytoplasm. The transcript is spliced from 7 exons. Gene Ontology annotation, molecular function: protein binding; ribonucleoprotein complex binding; ubiquitin-protein transferase activity. Bases 213 to 1739 code for a protein of 508 amino acids. The record is from RefSeq and is a predicted model, not a curated record.